This is a messenger RNA of Pogoniulus pusillus (Red-fronted tinkerbird), 1503 nucleotides long. RefSeq names its product phytanoyl-CoA dioxygenase domain containing 1 (gene PHYHD1). The record is from RefSeq and is a predicted model, not a curated record. The transcript has 11 exons. NCBI's taxonomy places the organism in Eukaryota, Metazoa, Chordata, Aves, Piciformes, Lybiidae. The coding region runs from base 160 to 1065 and encodes 301 amino acids.
ACUCCGAGUGCCCUUGCCAGGAUCAGCGCUCGGUGGCUGCGCAGGGCGCCCGAGUCACGUGGAGAGGCGGGCAGCCAGCCCUGCCCAGCCUGGUGCCAGCCCUGCCCAGCCUGGUGCCAUCCUGCUGCUGCUGCCGGGGUCCUGGGAGCGUUUGCCCCGAUGGCGGUGGUCACUCAGCACCAGAUUCAAAAGUUCUAUGAGGAUGGCUUCCUUGUCCUGGAGCACUUUUUCACGGCAGAGGAGUGCGACAGCAUGAGGAGCCAGAUCCAGAGGAUCGUGGAGGAGAUGGAGGUGCCACCGCAUUGCCGCACUCAGUUCUCCACCAGGGAGGAUGAGCAGCUCCAGGCACAGGGGAGCUCGGAUUACUUCCUGACCAGUGGAGACAAGAUUAGAUUCUUCUUUGAGAAAGGAGUUCUGGAUGAGAAAGGGAACUUCCUGGUUCCGAAGGAGAGAUCCAUCAGCAAGAUCGGCCACGCUCUGCAUGCUCACGACCCUGUCUUCAAGCAAAUCACUCACAGCCCCAAGGUGCAGGAACUGGGGAGAAAACUGGGCCUCGAGAGACCAGUGGUGGUGCAGAGCAUGUACAUCUUCAAGCAACCUGGCAUUGGUGGUGAAGUGACCCCCCACCAGGAUGCCACCUUUCUGCACACGGAGCCCCUGGGCAGGGUCCUGGGCUUCUGGAUCGCGCUGGAGGACGCGCGGCUGGAGAACGGCUGCCUGUGGUUCAUCCCCGGCUCCCACACCGGAUGGUCCGAGCGCCCCCGGGCACCUUGCCUUGUGUGCACUUUGUGGGAUCAGAGCCAGCCUACGACGACAGCCGCUUCGUGCCCCUGCCCACGGGCAAAGAGCUCGCACAGCUGGCACAGAGCGGAACAGGGCUCCCUUCCCUCAGGGGGGCUCAUCCUCAUCCACGGUGAAGUUGUCCACAAGAGUGACCUGAACAGCUCCGAGUCCUCCCGCCAGGUCUUCACCUUCCACGUGAUGGAAGCCAAAGGCACCAGCUGGAGCAAGGAGAACUGGCUCCAGCCAACUCCCGAGCUGCCCUUUCCAUCUCUCUACACUUGAAGCUGGCGGCUGGCUCCUGGAGUCAGUAGCUGAUGGAUAUCCCCUUCUGAUCACACUGCUUUGUGUUCCCUUCCAACACAACCCUCAAGCCUCUCAGUCCUGAGCUCUGCUCAGGAGGCACAGCUGAAUGCACCUCCUGCCCUAGAAACUUCUCCUGCAGGGUGAGCACAGCCACCCAGCCCCUUUGGAGAAGACGCCGCAGGCCCGAGGACAGACCCCUAAAGACCUCUGCACCUUGCCUGGAACCAGUUAAGGAUUUCUCCUGCAGAUGCUGUUUUCUGCUCCAGGUCAGAGCCUGCCUGGGCCCCUUCCUGGCUGUGCUGGUCCCAGCAGUGCAGGUGAAGCUGUCACAUGAAGGUGGCUGCUUGGCUUUUGCCCUUAGCUCUGUCCUGUCCUUUGAGCAACUGAUUAAAACCAGCCCAGUGUGGGCAAAAUGAA